Molecule: messenger RNA, 1882 nt
Organism: Myodes glareolus (Bank vole)
Lineage: Eukaryota; Metazoa; Chordata; Mammalia; Rodentia; Cricetidae
Source: RefSeq, a predicted model, not a curated record
AUACCUUGACUGGACCCUUUAUUUCUGUAAUUUAUUCCUGAAGUCUUCAGUGUGACAGGGAAUCACUCCACCCCACAUAGUACAGUGGGCUGUACAAGCUAGCUGUCACAAGCUUCCUGCCUAUGGAGUGAAGGAAGAGAGCAGGGUCUGCUAUCAGAGCCAAGAGCAAGUGCUACUGAAACUUGCAUAUCUUUGCGGAUCCAGAAAAGGUCUGUGUCUGCGGUGGGGGGCAUGGCCAGGAACCACAGUGAUGCCUCUUUAACCGUACUGUAACCUAAGGGGAGGUGUUCUAGUCUAACUUGCCUCACUAGCCAAUCAGACCCUCCAGGCGACCUGCCACUCAGAAGUGUUGAAGGGCCCUUUAGGGUCUCAGGCCUCAGGCUUCAGACUUUGAAGAGGAGACAGCAUCAUUGGUUUUGUGUGCUGUGCUGCCUUUGCUGCUGCAGGGAGCUGAGCGGAGAGCAUUCACCAGCUGGGAAACCACAACAUGAAUGCAGUGACCUAUGAUGAUGUGCACAUCAACUUCCCUUGGGAAGAGUGGGCUUUGCUGGAUCCUUCUCAGAAAGAACUCUACAAAGAUGUGAUGCUGGAGACCUACAGGAACCUAAAUAGUAUAGGAUAUGACACGGAAGAUCAUAAUGUUGAAGAAAAUUAUCAAAUUUCUAGAAGACAAGCGAGGAACUAUAGAAACCAAACUGGAGAGAAACCUACUGAAUAUACUCAAUGUGUUGAAGCCUUUGCAUAUGGCUUUCAUCUUCAAAGGCAUGAAAAACCACAUACUAGAGAGAAACCUUAUGAAUGUAAUCAGUGUGGUAAAGCCUUUUCUUUUCAAAAAUAUCUUCAAAGGCAUAAAAGAACACAUACUGGAAAGAAACCUUAUGAAUGUAAUCAGUGUGAUAAAGCCUUUGCACGUCACAGUUCUCUUAAAAGUCAUAAAAGAACACAUACUGGAGAAAAACCCUAUAAAUGUAAUCUGUGUUGUAAAGCAUUUGCAGUUCAACAUACACUUAAAAUCCAUAAAAGAACACACACUGGAGAAAAACCCUAUGAAUGUAAUCUGUGUGGUAAAAUGUUUCAUUAUCACUGCCGUCUUCAAAUGCAUCAAAGAACCCAUACUGUAGAGAAACCUUAUGAAUGUAAUCUGUGUGGUAAAGACUUUUCUUUUCAAAAAUAUCUUCAAAAGCAUAAAAGAACACAUACUGUAAAGAAACCCUAUGAAUGUCAUUUGUGUGGUAAAGCCUUUGCCCAGCAGAGUCAUCUUCAAAAUCAUAAAAGAACACAUACUGGAGAGAAGCCCCAUGAAUGUAAUCAGUGUGGUAAAGCCUUUGCACAUCAGGCUUCUCUUAAAAAUCAUGAAAGAACACAUACUGGUGAGAAACCCUAUGAAUGUCAUCUGUGUGGUAAAGCCUUUGCCCAGCAGAGUCAUCUUCAGAGUCAUGUAAGAACACAUACUGGAGAGAAACCCUAUGAAUGUAAUCAGUGUGGUAAAGCCUUUUCACAUCACACUUCUCUGAAAAGUCAUGUAAGAACACAUACUGGAGAGAAACCCUAUGAAUGAAAUCAGUGUGGUAAAGCCUUUGUAUAUCACAGUUAUCUUCAAAAAUCAUGAGCAAAUGCAAACUGGAGAGAAACCCCUUGAAUACAAUCCAUGUGGUAAAGUCUUUGCAUGUCAAAGUGUUCUUGGAAUGCAUAAAAAACCACAGAGUGGAACCAAAGCCUAUGAAUGUAAUGUGUGUGUUACAGUCUUUGCAAAUAACAGUCAUCCUCAAUGACAUAAAAGAACAAAUACUGAAGAGAAACCCUCCAAAUGUAAUCAGUGUGGUAAAGCCUUUGCCCAUUACACUCUUCUUCAAAUGAAUAAAAGACUCAUACUUAAGCGAAA